Messenger RNA from Ostrea edulis (European flat oyster), 4460 nucleotides. RefSeq lists its product as uncharacterized. Gene Ontology annotation, molecular function: chitin binding. Bases 185 to 3781 code for a protein of 1198 amino acids. Gene Ontology annotation, cellular component: extracellular region. The transcript is spliced from 12 exons. The record is from RefSeq and is a predicted model, not a curated record. NCBI's taxonomy places the organism in Eukaryota, Metazoa, Mollusca, Bivalvia, Ostreida, Ostreidae.
AAUUACUACAAACAUUUUUCUCUUCGCGAGCUCAAUCGAAAGUAGACAACCUGAACUUGUUUCUUUGGAUUAACAUGCUAUGCUGACAGUCGCAAUGUAUAACAGUUUCCAUAUCUGAACGUUUUGAAAGCUUUAUGGUUAUCGGUGAUGAUGAUAAUUUAGUUUGAAGAGUAAGAAUAUAGAUAUGACAAUGCUGAGACUACGCAAGAAUCUUUCUAAAGUUGGAUUACUCUUUGUAUUGUGCUGCAGUCUGGUAGAUAGUGACUCUGAUGUUGACGCAGGUACUACAGUAGAUAAUCAAGACGCUAUGAUAACACUUGCAACAACUGUGUCAAAUUCCGCUAGCGAUAAUUCCCCAUUAAUACCUCCUUCGCCGAAAGAAUAUACAGAAUAUAACGAGGAUGAUGAUAUGUAUCUUUUUGGAGAUUACUUAAAUAGUGUUGAUGAAAAACAAUCCGUAUCAAGCCAGGACCAGCAGGCAGUUUCCUCAGUUGAUGAUGUGAAAACUGAAAGCACAGGAAAGGUAGAGACAUCUAGCUACUAUCCUGAUUCAUAUAUAGAAGAUUCAGAGGAAGCCGAUGAUUUGGCGAUGUAUGCACCACAGAAUGCGGUUGAGAUAAAGGACAUUGAGUCUUCUAAUGGGAAAGAGAUGUCAGGUGGAUCAGACAUUAGUGAAGCCAAUGAAGACGUUUCAUCGACCAUUGAAAAUGUCCACUCUGACAAUGUGGGUGGUAGCGAUAGUGUUUCUAGUAGUGAAGAAUCUAGCAGCAGCGAAAGUUCAAGUGGAGAGUCAGAUGAUUCUCACAGUAAAUCAGAUAGUUCUGAUGAAUCAGAAAGCAGUAGCGAUAGUGAUGUUGACAGCGUAUCUGGAGAUGAGGAUGAAACUGACGAAAACAACGAUGUCAUUGAUAUUGAAGCGGAGAAUGAAUUUCAUCUUACUGGUUCUUCUGUAGAUUCUAGUAAUUCUGAAGAAGAUUCAUCUGGCGGAGACUCGAAGUCGAAAAAGAAUUGCAAAUGUAAAAAAGAGGGCGGUAAUGAAGGGGACUCAGGAUCAAAGGAAGGUAGUGACGGAACGGAAAGUGGAAGUGGCGAGGCUUCAAGUGGAACAAGCAAUGAAAGCUCACCACGUGGUGGUAACGUCGGUGAUGAAGGCGACUCCAGUACAGAAGAAGGUUAUCACUCUUCUUCCAGCGAAGAAUUCAGUAGCAGUGAAAGUAACGAGGACUACGAGAAACCCGGCAUACCAGAUUCCCCUAAACAGACUGUAGACCAUGGAUUAGAUAAAGAGAAAAAUGACUAUAGUACUUCAAUCCAUCAUUUCUUCACUAAAAAAACCAACACUGUGGUAAAGGUUGUGAAUACACAUUCUUCAAAUACUCCAUUUAGCCCAUCGGGAUCGGAUUUAUCUCGAAACUCUGACUCUCCUCCACUUCCACAGUCAAGCACUAGUCCGAACCCUACCUCUCCAAAAUCAUACUUUAUCAUCCAGUUGACCACUACACCACCACCAGUCGGGAGUGAUCCACCCAUCAACAACAUUGAAAAUAAGGGUAUUCCUAAAUGGUAUGAAGAUCUUCUACGCAAACGAGAGUAUGUUGAACAGCCUGUUAUACGUGACUACAUUCUUACUCCUAAAACCUCCUUCUGGCAACCUCCUGAUGUUGCUAAACCCCCAGACUGGCAAGAUCAGAAAGAAUGGAUAAAUAUUAAAAUCAACCUGGAAAAACCUGCACAUUGGAUAGAUGAUCCAAACUCCAACGGGAGUAUUCCACGCUGGAACAUUCCAUAUAUCCCACCUGAUUGGUUCAAGAGAAACAACGAAAAGACCACCACCCAACUUAAUUUUGAGCUGACUACACCCGAUCCCAAGAUGGUUCAUUGGUCGCCGAAGCCGGAGGAGCGCGACAGGACGACCCAUAUCCCAGAGUACCUUGCCAGGAAACGAGUUUGUGACAGAAAAUUUGACAUCGUGUUGGCGAUAGAUGGUACCGGAAAUGAAAAAGACUUCGGGUACUUGAAAGGAGCUCUAGUGCAGCUCUUGGAUCGUCUAAUUAUGGGAGAAAGUAAAGUUCAAGUUGGUGUGGUGUUGCUGGGUAAUAAUGAUGGUAUACAGAUCCCUAUUAGUGGAAAUCGGUCAGAACUAGAAGAUCAAAUCGCAAGAUUAGGUUUACCUGAUGAUAGCAACAGAUAUGAUAUUGCGCUGAAGUCGGCUGGGGAACUUGUUGCUAGAGAGGGCAGGGGUGGAGUUCCAAAGGUUGUGAUCAUGAUUGUAAACGGUAAAUCUCGAUAUGAAUACCAUACUCGAAUGGAAGCAGCACGCCUUCACCGAAGUGGAAUAUCUGUCUUCACCGUCGGUGUGGGCUACAAUACCAAUGAGGAAGAGUUAAAAACCAUAUCCUCUAGUCAGAACGAGAUUAUCCGAGUGAAGAACUACAUCCAUCUUGUUUACCUAAUGACAGGGUAUGUCCAACUGUUUUGCAAUGUGGAGGACAACUAUCUAACUCCGCCCACUCUUGCUCCACCUCAACAAACAGCAAAGCCAAAAGCCAGAAUAGUCGCAAAAUUAACAACAGAUGUUAUGUCCGAACCAAGUCCCGAAAAAGCAAAAGUACUCUGUGAGGGUUGUAAAAUGAUCAAUGGUGCUGGAUUCAACAGUCACCUUAGCGAAUGUGACUUAUUUGUUCAUUGUUAUUUCGGAGAACUGGGUCUGCGAGCAAUCAUUCGACGAUGUCCUGUUGGACAAUUCUGGAAUCAAACCAUUCUAUCCUGUCAAUAUUCAGAACGAGCAUAUUGUCCGAUGGACCGUUGCAGCCAUAUGCGAGAGUGGGAGUACGAAGACCCAGAGAAUUGUCGCUCAUAUUGGGAGUGCUCAAAUGGCCUUUCAAGGGGAAAAUGUUGUAGGUAUGGAUAUCAUUACGUCAAAGGUGAUGGCUGUAUCAGAGACAUUGACAACACUUGUCGAAAAAGCUGCCCAAUGGAUUCACCUGUGGAUCUUAAUUCCAAUGUAAACACUCCAACUAAAUCAUGCGAUAAAAUUCCAAUUGCUAAUGACAAGAAGAACUACCAACAGCUAUCGCCAGGGACUGGAUAUGUUACUAUGCCAUGCCCAGAGGGGACACAGUACAAUGAAAGACUGUGUACUUGUUCUGUACAGGGGCCCGAUUAUCCUACCUUUACUAGCCCUUACAUUCAAGAACCUGCUGUAGGUUGCACACCCGAGGUGAAAUUGGACUUCAGUAGUGAUGUCAGAGAUAUUUCCGGAAAAUGGACAUACAUAAACAACCUAGGAGUAGAAGUUGAGAAUGGAAUGGCACUCUUUAACGGGAACAGUCGACUGCUGAUACCCAGGUUCACGAAUGUUGACUUCGGAAAAACCUUUGUGAUCCGCCUUCGAUACAAGGAACUGGAGAAAUUGAAAUUCAACGAAUCUCAGGCAUUGGUGAACAAUGGUGACUGUGGUGAUUUUGGAUCCGUCCAAAUAUUUACCAAACGAAAUUCCAUCGGAUACGUUGUAAAAACAACGGAAGAGCCUAAUCACGUUUCCCUACAACGCCAUAAACCGCAAUCAAAGUGGAAGGAUAUAGAAUAUAUUGUGUCAGAUCAAAAGUUUGAAGGUAUCUUAAAUGGAGUACACGCGACCAAAUGGUCAAAAGGUUCAAUAGAAUCACGACAAUGUGCUCUCCAAAUCGGCUUUGGACAUGGCUAUAAUAACUUCAGAGGGCACUUAUCUAUGUUGGAAAUCUAUCUAUGCAAACCAGAGAAACCUAUGAAGUAUUCUUGAUGACCUCACAUCCCUUACUAUAACAAGAAAUCCAGAAUUUAAAGAAACAGCCCAUCUUAUCUUUGCUUUAGGAUCACUGGGCAUACAAGCAAAGCACAUCAUUCAAAGUGCUUCUGGAUUCCAAUCUUCCAAAUGACAUUUAAAAGAAAUCCUCCUCGCUUUCAGCAUGUCGUUUCACACACGCAAAACAAGCCAAUUUAUUUACUCAAAAGCAGCUUCGUUUUACUGUGUAUAUUGAAAUACAUUGUAUAUAUACCUCAUAUAUGUCGAAAAUGUAUACUUGUAUACAUAAGAGCUAUUAUAGAAUGGAUAAUCAAAUCUAAUCCUAUUCAUUAUUUGCCACAGAUACAUUCAAUUUUGAAUCAUAUUUCUUGCAACAUGUAUUCAAUGAAUUUAUGGGAUCGGGCAGCAGACGUAACCUGCACGAGCCCUCUCCCAAAUAUCAACACUAUAUAAUGAGGCAAUCGUGGUUAGCAAAGUAUUAAACUUUGAAAUAGAAUCCUGUUAUUCUUUAACAAUGAUCAUAUUAAUUAUUGAUUACUAGUAUGAUUGUGUUGAUAGAUAUUGUGAUAUUACAAGUAUGAUAUAUGAAUCGUGUAAAAACUUAGUGUAUAUGUCAAGAAUAAUGUGUUGUUUAAUAUUACAUUUUGUUAUAUUUUAAAUAAUUCAUGAAAAUCUC